This is a messenger RNA of Aspergillus chevalieri, 1011 nucleotides long. It is a transcript of the gene CweA, whose product is annotated as putative GPI anchored protein. The record is from RefSeq and is a predicted model, not a curated record. The transcript has a single exon. The coding region runs from base 1 to 1011 and encodes 336 amino acids. Lineage: Eukaryota; Fungi; Ascomycota; Eurotiomycetes; Eurotiales; Aspergillaceae.
AUGAAGGGUUUCAGCGCGGGUAUCCCCAUCGCCAUCCUCGCUGCCUUGGGGCAGGUGCAGGCCCAGGCGCAGGUCCAGGACGUCGCCAAGCGUCAAUUCGGUUCGCCGUUCGAACACCACAUCGAACACGGCCUUGAAGAUGUCUUUGAUCAUCCCCCUCACCCACACGGUGGUCCUCACGGUGGUCCGCCCGGCGGACCGCAUGGUGGCCCCCAUGGUGGCCCUGGUCCUGCUGCACACCCUCCCAUGGCCCACGCUGCUCGUGCUUUCCGUCCUGGUGAGGAUGCGCCCAGCAUUGACAGCGAUCCAUUCUUCAGCGAGGGAUUGAAUGAGGGCCGGCCUGCAGACCACGGCCCUUCUGCCGUCCCGACUUGCUCGACCCGGACUGAGCACGUCGUCCAUACUAUCACCAAGACCGUGACUCCCGAGCACGAGCACAAGCACACUCCCACAUCGCACGCAAUCGGUCUUGACCCGGCCGCUCACGUACCCCAGUCUUCGUCGUCGUCGUCUGUCCACGCUCCGGUUACCACCCCUGCUGUGGCCCACGUCGCGCAUUCCUCUUCUACUGUCCAAGCUCCUCAUACUUCGUCUGCGGCGCACAUUGACAACGUGCCUCACACGUCCUCCGCUGUUCACAUCGUGAAUGCGCCUCAUACCUCUUCGGCUCACUCAGCCCUGAUCCCGGCGUCUACCCAGGCCCCAACUAGCACUGCCGCUCACGGGCCCGUGGCUACCUCCACCUCGACUGUCCACGCACCUAUGAGCUACAACGUCAUCCCUGUCCACGUGCCCUCCUCGUCGCACAGCUCCAUCAAGCUGCACGCUUCCAACACUCCCUCGUCCUCUUCUGCCUACCCCAGCGGUGCCGACGGUACUCGUUUCCACGGCACCUACGGCACCCCUGGCGCUGGUGUUUCGUUCACCGGUGCUGGUGCUCACCUCGUGCCCAACACUGGCAUUGUUACUGCUGUCUGCGGAUUGCUUGGUCUGUUGGCUUCCACUCUUUAA